CACGUAAAAAUAAUGGCCUGGUACAAAAAUGCCAGCAAAGUCAAGGGCUUUCUUUGCGAUAUUUCAGGGGUCCUUUUCGAUGCUGGCCCUGGUGGAGGAAGUGCAAUAAAGGGAUCAGUUGAGGCGAUCAAAAGAUUAAAGGAUGCAGGUGUACCAAUUCGAUUUCUCACCAAUGAGACCACCUGUACUAGAGAGGCUCUAGUCACACAGCUUCGGGCACUCGGCUUUGAGAUGGAAACUAGUCAAGUCAUCACACCAAUACCUGCUGCUGUCAAGGUUCUGAAGGAACGGAAUUUACGACCAUUUUAUGUUGUCCAUAAAGAUGCACUACCAGACUUCGCAGGAGUUGAUACCUCAAAUCCCAAUUGUGUUGUGAUGGGAGAUGCACAGGAAUAUUUCACAUAUGAGAGGUUGAAUGAAGCACUUGGAAUCCUCAUGAACUUAGAAAAUCCAGUUCUGUUAGCUUUAGGAAAAGGACGAUACUACAAAAGUCACGGGACAUUGUUUCUGGAUGUUGGUGCUUUUAUGAAGGCGAUGGAGUAUGCGACAGGAAUAGAGGCUGAAGUUGUUGGCAAACCAUCCAAGACGAUGUUCUUGACAGCAGUGAAAGAUCUUGGACUGGACCCUGACGAUGCAUUGAUGAUUGGUGACGAUAUCGUAAAUGAUGUAGGUGGUGCUCAGGCAGCAGGCCUUCGGGGACUACAAGUUAGGACAGGAAAGUUUAGGCCAUCUGAUGAGACCCAUCCGCCAGUGAAACCUGAUGGCUACGUGGACAACUUAGCAGAGGCUGUGGACCUUUACCUCAAACAUCGCUAAUAUUGCCUGCUAUAUAAUCUAUGCUAUAUAAUCGAUUAUUUCUUACUUAAUAA
This is a messenger RNA of Lineus longissimus, 869 nucleotides long. RefSeq names its product phospholysine phosphohistidine inorganic pyrophosphate phosphatase-like. Gene Ontology annotation, biological process: dephosphorylation. Lineage: Eukaryota; Metazoa; Nemertea; Pilidiophora; Heteronemertea; Lineidae. Gene Ontology annotation, cellular component: cytosol. The transcript has 6 exons. The coding region runs from base 13 to 816 and encodes 267 amino acids. Gene Ontology annotation, molecular function: inorganic diphosphate phosphatase activity; phosphatase activity. The record is from RefSeq and is a predicted model, not a curated record.